Messenger RNA from Micropterus dolomieu (smallmouth bass), 1676 nucleotides. RefSeq names its product macrophage mannose receptor 1-like. The record is from RefSeq and is a predicted model, not a curated record. The transcript has 7 exons. The coding region runs from base 82 to 1116 and encodes 344 amino acids. Gene Ontology annotation, molecular function: signaling receptor activity. Lineage: Eukaryota; Metazoa; Chordata; Actinopteri; Centrarchiformes; Centrarchidae.
UCUCUCCCAGACUCCCCUGAACCAACAACUACAGACUAUGUCAAAAUAUUUAACGACUCUAUCAAGUUUGUUACUAAACAAAUGACCUGGCAGGAAGCAAAGAAGCACUGUGAGGGGGAUGGUGCCAAACUGGCUAACCUGCGAAAUGAGUGGACACGGGUCUAUGUUGAGCUAAUGGCGAUAAAAGCUCCUCUGUGGAUUGGAGUGAACAAAAUGGAGACCUCCAGAUAUUUCAGAUAUAUUGAUGGCUGGCCUAUCACCCAAAGCAACUGGGAUGCUUUAGAACCAAGAAUGAACCAACCCUGUGUGUUUGUGAAUGCAGAGGGAAAAUGGAAGACUGCUGACUGCAAUCAGAACAUGACCAGCGUUUGUAUGAAGUCUACAGAUGUGCCACCAACAGUGCCAAGUGAUUUCCCUGGAACUUGCCCUGACGACCCAGAUUCACCCAGAUGGCAGCGUAACAGCUGGUUACCAUUUAAGGGUCAUUGUUACCUCUUUCUCACAGAAAGGGUUGAGUGGCCAGAUGCAUCUGCUAACUGUGUCAGACAUGGUGGAACUCUUGCCAGCAUUGAAGAUCCUUUUGAGCAAGCCUUCAUUAAAAACGGUAUCGACAGAUACAAAGACGUGCACAACUCUUUCUGGAUUGGCUUGUAUAAAACUCACAAAGGCAUGUGGAUGUGGUUGGAUAAAACCGCCAUGGACUACACUAACUGGGGUGAAGGUCAAUAUUCUAGCAACAGUUAUGGAGCAAUUCAAAUUGCAGAUGGAAGAUGGUCGACAGGUAGACCUUGGUAUGACAGACCAUAUAUUUGCAAAACCUCCAAAGUAUUACAUCCUGCACCACCAACAAUUGUAAGUCCUGGGGUGCAUCAUCAAAGCCGUGGACGCAUCAUUUUGGCAGUUUCCCUGGUCAUUGCUGCGAUUGCCGUAGGCCUGGUCAUCGUCUUAUUUCUCUUCAAGAAGUCCGGCCGCCGCUUACCUAUCCCUGAAAAAUUAACAACCUUUGACAACCCACUCUUCUUCAACAAUGAGAGGUCGCAGCCUGAUCUUGUCGACACCAGUAAACUGGUAGCAAAUGCAGAGGAAGAGACCCCUGGCCCUGUUAAAACUGUGUGAUAUAACACCAACAGAAUCUACUGAUCCACAGUAUAGGCAGAGGGUUGAUGGCACUCAUUUGCAUGACUAAGAAUUCAAUUUUCUCUAAACUACUGCUGUAUACCUGCUAGGAUUGUGAAAUGUUUACUAGACAAGGCAAAGAAAUGUUUUCCUGCUGGAUCAUAGUAAGACAGACAGUAACCACUGCAUUUUAUCAGCCAUAAAGGUAUUUUAGAUUACAUUGUGUGUGGAAAUCCUGGUGAAGAUAUGUCUUACAGCUGAGAAGUAAAACAGUUGUAUUAAAAGACACUGUAAAUGGCAAUCCAUGAAUCUACACUGAAUGUUAUGUUUGACUUUUUCCUUAACUUUUACAGAGAAAGCUCAAAGGGUUUAUUCUUGGCUUUACUUAGCUUAGAUUUCAAGUUUUUUUGUUUUCAUUUUGUAGAGUGUUUACAAUUUCAGUUAAUCACUUCUCAGACACAAAUAUUGUACUUUUAUAUUUUUCCCUUCAAUCUGCUGGUGGUUGUUGUUACUGCUUAUUCUUCAAGGUUUUACAUAAAAAAUAAACACUGAACAUUGAA